Molecule: messenger RNA, 708 nt
Organism: Sorghum bicolor (sorghum)
Lineage: Eukaryota; Viridiplantae; Streptophyta; Magnoliopsida; Poales; Poaceae
Product: pollen allergen Lol p 2-A
Exons: 1
Coding region: 86-451 (121 amino acids)
Source: RefSeq, a predicted model, not a curated record
UGAACACCAAUCGCCACACACAUCCAUCCAUCCGUCUCCAUCGAUCAAGAAGCAAACAAGGUUCCACCAACUUGCUAGGUCACCAAUGACCUCGUCAUCCUCCUUCCUGCUCGUGGUGGUGGUGUUGGCAGCACUGUUUGCCGUCAGCUCGUGUGACAACCCCCCGGCCAUCACCUUCACGAUCGGUAAGGACUCCAGCUCCACCAAACUAUCCUUUGCCACCGACGUCGCCAUCUCCGAGGUGGCGGUCAAGCAGAAUGGCGCCGAGAAUUGGUCUGACAACCUCAAGGAGUCGCCCGUCAAGACCUUUACCCUCGACAGCAAGGAUCCGAUCAAGGGACCUAUCACCAUCCGCUUCGCUGAUAAGGAUGGUGGCUACCAUGUUCUUGUUGAUAUCAUCCCUGCCGACUUUAAGGCUGGCUCAGUUUAUAAGGCUUUGUCCUACGUCUAAAAUAAGCUUGUAAGAGAGAUCAAGGGUACAAAACCAGCAAGCCAAAAAUUCAUUUUCAAUACAAGAUAUGUCUCAGUUUAUGAUGUUUAUCGCAUUUUAUCUAAAAAAAUGAUGUUUAUCGCAUGACAUCUGAUCAAAAAGGUCACUAAAUCGAUUAAUUUAUGACGUUUGUUUCAGAACCAUUGAAACUUAGUGAUAUAAUUAAAUGUAAUUCCCAAAAAUUGUCUUAAAGGUAAUCAAAUUUCUUAUUGUGACAA